AUGACCUCCCGGCGGCCCGAACCCUUCGACGAAAUUGCCCUCCAAGUUUCCGCCGAACGCGCCGCGGACUUCAACGAGCGAUGGGUUAUGGGAUAUGGCCAUGCGUCCGUGGCCGAGCACGCCAUCGUGCACCUCGCCGUCGAGAACAUCUCUCGCCUUGCCUGCGACACCCUCGAAGAUAAUCGCCUCGCUUCGUUCACCGAAAAAUCCUCCCGCUACCAGGUCAUCGACCCCGAAAGUUUCCAUGUUCCGCAGGAGUUGGAACCCGUCUAUGACCUGAAAUCCCGGUACGUCACGGUUUGCCGCUCUCUCUUCGUGGCCUACGCCCGGCUUAUCCAGGGCGUAACCACCCAUUUGGAGACCAACCGACCGCGGGGCGACAACGAGAGCGACGGCGCCUACGCCCUGCGCCUGCGCCGCCAGGCCACCGACGCCUGCCGCGCCGUCCUGCCAGCCGCAACGCUGACCAACGUGGGAGUGACGGCGAACGCCCGCACCCUGGAACACGCUAUCAGCAAGUUGAUGUCCUCGUCGCUCGAUGAGGAACGUGCCCUGGGAUCCGAGUUGCGGGAACAGGGGCGGUCCAUCACGCCGACCCUGGUCAAGUACGCCGACUACAACCCGUAUUUCGCCGCGACGCGAAGCCGUGCGCCCGGGAGAUUCCAGCAGGCUGAACACGCCCCUAACUGGUCGGUCCGCUUGUUGGAGGUUGACGGAAAUGCUUCCCGCAAGCUGUGCGCUGCGCUGCUCUUCCGCCGUGGCGACAGCUACGCCGAUGCCAUGGCUGCGGCGAACAGUAUGCCAGUCGCAAACUGUCUGGAAAUCAUCAAUGACGCUGUCCGUGACAUCGGCCCUCACGACGCGCCGCCACGGGAAUUCGAGCUCGUCGCCUUCACCUUCGAGUUCGUCUUCGACUACGGUGCCCUGCGCGAGUUCCGACGCCACCGUAUGCAGACUUACGUUUCCCAGCCUUUGACCGUAGCCAACGGCUUUGACACGCCGCCUCUAAUUGGCGAAUCUGGGAUGGCGGAAGUAUUCGGGACGGCGAUUUCAGAAGCCGAUGGGUUGUUCAGGACUCUCGCCGAAGAAAACCCCGCUCUGGCUCAGUACGCGGUGACCCAUGCUCACCGCCAGCGUGUGCUUUCCAAGAUGAACCUGCGGGAGUGCUACCACCUGUUCAAGCUGCGGAGUUCCCGCCAGGCUCAUUUCGCCAUCCGUCAGCCGGUGUUGGAGGCCAUGCGCCUCGCCGUCGAUGCGGAACCGGAGCUGUUUCGGCAUUUGCCCUUGCGCAAUGCCCCGGAUUGGUGGCCGUUCACCCAAGGUUAG
Geodia barretti is the source of this 1326-nucleotide messenger RNA. Lineage: Eukaryota; Metazoa; Porifera; Demospongiae; Tetractinellida; Geodiidae. The record is from the annotation of a GenBank genome assembly.